Molecule: messenger RNA, 2547 nt
Organism: Ustilaginoidea virens
Lineage: Eukaryota; Fungi; Ascomycota; Sordariomycetes; Hypocreales; Clavicipitaceae
Exons: 2
Coding region: 1-2547 (848 amino acids)
Biological process (GO): mRNA splicing, via spliceosome
Cellular component (GO): catalytic step 2 spliceosome
Molecular function (GO): RNA binding; protein binding
Source: RefSeq, a predicted model, not a curated record
AUGGCCUCCGCCGAUGUGGGACUUCCGCGUCGCGAGCGUGGCCGGGAUCGCGGGCCUCAGCGAGAUGGGGACUCGUACCGCCCGAAACCACGAGAGCGCACGCCACCGCCCGUGCGGACCGACGAGGAGAAGCAGGCUGCCGCCAAGGCAGAGUACGAGAAGCUGCUCAACAUGAGGUCCGGGGGAACCUACAUCCCACCCGCGAGGCUCCGAGCCCUGCAGGCCCAAAUCACGGACAAAGCCAGCAAGGAAUAUCAGCGGAUGGCCUGGGAAGCCCUCAAGAAGAGCAUCAACGGCCUCAUCAACAAGGUCAACACCUCCAACAUCAAGCACAUCGUCCCCGAGCUCUUUGGAGAGAACCUGGUCCGAGGGAGGGGCCUCUUUUGCCGAUCCAUCAUGAAGGCUCAGGCCGCCAGUCUGCCCUUUACCCCAGUCUACGCCGCCAUGGCAGCCAUCGUCAAUACCAAGCUGCCCCAGGUCGGGGAGCUGCUCAUCAGGCGCUUGGUCAUGCAGUUUCGCAAGGGUUUCAAGCGCAACGACAAGGCCGUCUGCCUCUCGUCAACGACGUUCUUGGCUCACCUCAUCAACCAGCAGGUGCAGCAUGAGAUGCUGGCCGGGCAAAUCCUGCUCCUGCUGCUCCACAAGCCGACCGAUGACAGCGUCGAGAUUGCCGUCGGUUUCUGCCGCGAGGUCGGGCAGUAUCUGGAAGACAUGCAGCCGUCCAUUUCCGUCGCCGUGUUUGAUCAGUUCCGGAACAUCCUGCACGAAGCCGACAUCGACAAGCGAACGCAAUACAUGAUUGAGGUGCUUUUCCAAGUCCGCAAGGACAAGUUCAAGGACAACCCCGCCAUCAGGGAGGAGCUGGAUCUCGUCGAGGAAGAGGACCAGAUCACGCACCGGGUCGAGCUCGACGGCGAGAUUGACGUCCAAGACGGCCUGAACGUCUUCAAGCCUGAUCCCGAGUGGCAAGACAACGAGGCAGCCUACGGGAAGCUCAAGUCUGAGAUUCUUGGCCAAGGGACCGACGACGAGUCUGAGGAGGAGGACGGCGAUGACGAGGAAAGCUCCGGAGAGGACGAGCAAGAAGAGGAGACCAAGGCCAUGGAAAUCAAGGACCGGUCCAAUGCCGACCUGGUCAAUCUGCGACGAACCAUCUACCUGACCAUUCAGUCCAGCGCCGGGUUCGAGGAAGCAGUGCACAAGCUCAUGAAGAUCAACCUUCCCGCCGGCCAGGAACCCGAGCUGCCGUCCAUGAUUGUCGAGUGCUGCUCCCAGGAGAAGACGUACACCAAAUUCUACGGCCUGAUUGGCGAACGCAUCGCCAGGGUCAACCGCCUGUGGUGCGACCUGUUUGAGCAGUCCUUUGCGCGGUACUACGACACCAUUCACCGCUACGAGAACAACAAGCUGAGGAACAUUGCGCAGCUGUUUGGCCACAUGCUCGGCGUCGACUCCAUCGGCUGGCACUGCCUCUCCGUCAUCCAUUUGAACGAGGAUGAGACCACGUCCAGCAGCCGAAUCUUCAUCAAGAUUCUGUUCCAGGGCAUCGUGGAGGAAAUCGGCAUUCCGCGGCUCAAGGCCAGGCUGACCGACGAGCUGCUGCGACCCAGCGUGGAGGGCCUCUUUCCCAAGGACAACGCCCGCAACGUGCGCUUCUCCAUCAACUACUUCACCAGCAUCGGGCUCGGCGCCCUCACCGAGGAAAUGCGGGAGCACCUCCAGAGCAUGCCCAAGCCGGGUCUGCCGGCGCCGGCGGCCGCCGACGAUUCGGACUCGGACUCUGUAUCGAGCUAUUCAUCCCACACGGGCUCGUCGUAUUCGUCUCGUUCCCGAUCCAGAACGCCUCGCAGGAUCGGUGGCCGUUCCGUCUCGCGCGCCUCGUCUGAGCGAGGAAUGACGCGGACUUUUGCCGAAACCAGAUCGCGGUCGCGCGCGCGAUCUCGCACGCCUCCCGGGCGAAGACGGAACCGGGACUUGCAUUCGGCUUCCCCCGCCCGAGGAAGGAGACGCAUAUCCGGCAGCGCAUCGCGAUCCCCCGCGCCCAGGAAAGGCCGAGGCGCCCGCAGCGCGUCGUACAGCUCGUACAGUCGGUCGCCGACGCCGCGCAGACGACGAGAUUCCGAGUCUUUCAGCCCCCCUCCCCGCGGCCGCGGCCGGGCUCGCUCACCCCGUACGCACCGCCCUGGAUCCCCCCGCCGGCGAAACAGCUCCUCCGUAAGCGGUCGCCCGCAAAGCCACCGCGGCCAAGGCUACCGACGACCACCGUCGUCAUACGGCUCACGGUCCCCGUCCCCCAGAAGACGCGCACGGGAUAGCCCGUCUCCCGCCGGCCGGGGAAGAAGGCGAGACUCGCCCUCGCCAUCACGGAGCAGAAGUCCAAGCCCGAAUGCAAGGCCGCCCCGGCGGGGAUACAGAAACGGAGCAUCAGCAUCCUUUGGCGAGCCCAGAGGCAGCAGACGGCCAAGUCCGGCCGCCGCCAAGAGGAGAUGCAGCGACAGCGCGUCGCGGUCGCUGCCCCGGGCCAAAAAGGGCCGGCACGGUGAUUAG